CUCGUACAGGAAAUCUAAAUCCGAGAAUGAACGAGAUAUCCUGAUAGUGCAAAGACGAGUGAAACCAAACAAUAAAGAGGCAGCACAUUGGAUUUUUAGGCUUUAAAAAAUUGUCAACCAAAUUAUGGUUGACUCUUAAUCAGCAAUGAUUUGUAGUAUUAAUCUGCAUGCCCGAGAAUGUCGAAUCAAAGGUGAAUUCUUGGCCGGUUUCUUUAAAAUGUGUACAUAACUACGGCCUAUUCUGAGUCUGAGUACUUAACUAUUCUCUUCUGACUUCUGAGUAUUCAAUUUCUCAAUCUUUUUCUUAGCUAGCCCCACCAAACAAACUUGUUUUUGAAAACUGAUAAGACAAAUUAAUUGUUUAGUAACGUUCACACAGUUCCUUUAGCAAAAAUAGCAGGUGCUCUACCAAUUCAGUGUCGGUUAUUAAAAAAUUGUGUUGUUCCUGCUUGAAUUUGAAGAAGAGGGAUUUAAGAUUUAAACUGCCUGCUGCUUGUUAUUAUUCUUUUAUUGAUGUCUGUUAAUAGUACAGUGGAGAGAGGGCCAUUGGGUUUUCAGUGGUGUAGAGAGGGUUGGGGCUGUUUUCUUGGUUAAGUGCCAGACUGAAGUUUACAGAAGUGGGUAGACAUAGACCUUCUAGUUCUAGUCUACUUAUUUAUUGAAAAUUGGAUGGAUGGGCGGUUUAUCAUGCAAAGUUCAAGUUUAAACCAGAUAGAUCAGAAUCAGACAUGGAAUCCAUGAACACUCUGUUGUGGUCCAUCAAUCAAAAUUUUGAAGAUCCAAAUAACACUUGUGUGCACACACAUAAUUUUGCCUUUCAUUGAAGUUUCAUAUUUGCAUGAGUUCAUGUGGGUCAAUUGUUUUCAUGGAGAUGAUAUUUUCAAGAACUUUCUUGUUACCUUGGGGAGAACUAUGCAUAAACUCUAAAAUAAUUUAAAAUUUUGUUUUGGAUUAUUUAUAAUAUAUUCGUGAUAAAAUAAACAUGUACAAAUCAUAAAAAACAAUUCCAUUUAUUUGAAUCAGAAUUGUAUCUUAACAAGGCAAAAAAUAACCAUUUAAAUAACACAUCAAACCGGAACAACAUGAUUUUUGAAUAACAGACAGACGCUGAAGUGGUAGAUAACCGAAAAGCAAUAGUAAAAUACUAUAAAUUGUCUCAUUUUUGUUAUUAAGUUAAACGAGUUUCACAUUCAGGCCUAUCCAAUCAGUCCAAUGUUACUCAAGGUAUGUAGAUGUAAUCUUAAUUAGUGGCAAUGCAGAUGCUUAAGACUCAAGUCAAUUCGAUCUCACUUUUUAUUAUUAUUAGGUGGUUUUAUAAAGCGCAGUACCCCAGCCUAUUGCUAGGCUCACUACGCUUCACAUAAAAAUUAGCAAUUACAGAAACGUAUGCAUUAAAAAACAAUUGUUAUAAACUUGACCUCACCCACCCAAGUACUAUCUACCCCUGUCUAGCCAUGGACAGCACCCAGCAGAAUCGAGUGUUGUUUAUCAGUCAGAAGUGGGUGAGAAUGAGUUGGUAUGGUACAGUUUGAAGAGAUGGGUCUUGAGGACAGUUUUGAAGGCUGUGAUGGUCUUUAUAUUGGGGAUGUUUAAUGGGAGAGAAUUCUACUAGGCUAAUAUUUUAUUACAUAUAUUAUAUUACUUUAAUAAUACCUUGAUUUCACAUUGGAUUGUUUAUAUAAUAAAGCAUUAAAACCUAUUGUGACAAAAUUUCAAAUAUAAUUUUGAAUGAUAUAUUGUGGAAGCCAAGUGCCUUAAGCCUAAGAUGUGCUCAGAGGCAAGGCAGGCGAUGUCUUCCACUGUAUACAUAGAGGUUCCCCAGGAAAACUAGCGAGCAUAGUUCGGUAUUCAAAAGAUUUCACUUUUUAGCUCUGUAUUUGUUUGAUUAAAAAUCAUUAGGCAGACUGCUGUACCAGCAGCAGAUUUUUACAUAUGCUAGUGUAGAAGUUAAAUUUUGAGAUGCAUUGUUAUAUUGUUGUUGUUUUGUUUUUUAAAAAUAUAAUUUGACAAAUAGCAAAGUUAUUUAUAACAUAAGCUACCCAGAAAGGCUAUUGAAGGAAAUGACAAAAUUUGUGAGGCCUAGGCCUACACUAUACAAUUGUUUUAAUCACCAUACGCAAGAUUUGAUCAAAGUGUCAAUCAGUUGUUAUGUUCAUGUUCCAUAGUGAAUUAAAGCGGCUGAGUGAUGACAACCUUGCCAAACAGCCAGAUGAAGUUUUUGAUAUAAUUUGUAAAAUCGGUCGGGGGUAAGAUAUUGCUGGAUUUAAGCUUGUCAAUGCUCCUUCAUGUUUUAUAGCUGUUUUUUUUCUUCUCUAACUUAGUGCAUGUGUCUGCUUUUUUAUGGGUAACACAUUGUUUUCUGCCUGCAUUUAGCUUGACCCUUGGCUUCCCUGCAUGAAUGUUUAAGUCAACAAGAAUCUUCUCAGUCCUUUCCCAUUUGGCUUGGUGUUGAAAAUGAAUAAAUUUAUUAUUUGGAUUUUGAUUCAUCAUGUUGUAUAAUAAUAAAGACCUUUGUCAUUGUUAAAUUAUUUAAUUUAAAUAAUUUUUUUUCAACAUAACUUAAACUUUCAUUUAAGAAUUCCUUAAGGUGUCAAAUGUAUAAAUUAAUGUUAAUUGCUUCACAGAAGCUUUAUUUGGAUGUAAGUGAAAUUCCUUGCCUUGAUGUUAUAAUUUUCAAGCAUAUUAAAUAUUAUACAAAUAAUGACAAGAGACUAAACUAAGAAAAUAAAACUAAGUUGAUAUGUAAAAGAUGCCCUCCCACUUACAUCUUAUUUGUGGGUUUUUUUCAGGAUUAUUCUCAGUGUUUUUUCUCACGUAGCCAUGAUGUAGUAUUAAUUUGUUCUUUAUUGUUUUUUUAUUUGCUUUGCUUGUAUUUUCUUUUUUUUACUUCUUUUAUUCAUUGCAUUUUCCUCCCUAUUCCGCUUCCUUUCAUUAUGAGGCAUUUAGUAAUGGAAUAACUAAAUUGAGUGAGGAAAGUCUAACCAGGCCACCUGAAGAGGUCUUGGAAAUUCUUGAAAAAUUAGGAGAAGGGUAAGAUUUGGUACAGUAUUGUUAGUUUCUAAUCACUUUUUAAUUAAUAAGUUUAAUAUACGUUAAUUAAAAGUAUAGAUGAUGCUAUGUAUUUUUUAAUUUAUUAAUAUAGUUGCUGGGGGGGAAGGGGCAACGCCCAGGCAAAACGAGGACAAAAAAGAUUUUGGUAAAAUACCAAAGCAUAAUGGAGACCUCUUUUAACUAUGAAAAUAUGUUGGGUCUCUCAUUUAUAGUAAUUUGAAUCUAUUCAAGAAUCUCAUGCUUACAACUAAGACAAAGAAAUAAAAAGUUUUCCUGCUUAUGAUGUUUUUCAUAAUACUAGUUCCAGAAACUGUUUGCCCUAAUAAGGGACAAUUAUACUUCUUACCCCACCUAUUGCAUUUAUUUGAUUUAAUUUUUGAACAUCUUUUGUCAUUUUGUGUGGAGGUGGCAGUAAUUUUGCUUCAGUUUAGAAUAUCAGUGGUACAUUUAUUAAAUGCCUUCAGGUCAUGUUAACUUGGGUUGAUUAUUAAAAAAAAAAGAAAUUCUAGAAUAUUUUAAACUUAUUUCUUGUGGGGUUUUUCUCAGCAGAAAAUAUAUUUUUAGAUCACAUGCUGAGUGAUGAAGUAAAUAUUUCAAAAUAUAUAUUAAUACAAAAUGAACACUAUACCUUUGGCAAGUGAGUAGUAACACCCACUUAAGUCACCAGGAAAAAAAUCAGUCCUUCAAAUUUUUUUUUUUUUUUAAAUGUGUAGCAAUAAGUAAGAUUAAACUAACAAGGUAUCAAAUGGUCCCUGUUUAAUAAACCUAAUAUAUAGGAAAAUGUAAGAUACAUCUAGUGUAAGGUCUCAGAUGGUCUCUGUUAACUAAACCUAAUGUGCAUGAACACCUAAUCCCCCAUGCCUGUUGUUUUCCUGCUUCUCUUAUCAAAUCUUUAAAAUUGUAAUCACAUUGUCCUCACACAUCAGCUGCAUGAUUGUGAAUAUUAAUGCAAAGUUAUCCUUGUGUCAGCAUGGCAGAUUUUUUUUUUUUUUAUUGUUUUAUGCAUGCAUGAAGCUGUACCGUAAUACAGACUGUACCACAUUUAGUUUUAAGUUUAAUAUUUUAUUUUUCAUAAUUUGUCUAAGGUACUAAUAUUUACUGUCAAGUAUUUCAAAAUGUUGUAUGUAUGUGGGAUUGUAGACAGCAGCCACAAAGAUAAAGAGUAUGACUAACUAAAGCUUGAGAUUUAAGGUUUCAAGUUAGUAAUUAUUUUAAAAGUCUCAUAUGAGAGUUAUUUCAAGCAGAGAUCUUUCUUAUAUUUCCUACUUUUAAAUAGAGAAUUAAACUUGAGCUGUGAAUUUAAACAUCCUUGUCAAAGUUGACACAGGGCAGGAUGUGAUAUAAAUCAGUUACAUGGCUGAAUUCCAUUCCAUGAAUGGUUUGAAAUUUAACACACACAAAAAUAAUGCUACUUUUGUGUUUGCAUGGGCACUAAUUAAUGGCUGAUAUUCAGUUUAUUUUUUCACCAUCCCUCUGGUGGUAUAUGCAGUCAAAAGCUAUAAGAGAGACAUACUUUUUUUUUAAUUUUUUUUUUUUAAAUUUUCAAAGUAAUUUUCUGCAUAACUUAAGUUUUAGACAGUCAUUGCUGACAUAAAUUUACAUAUUUUUAAUGCCAAUUUAUUUUCUUCUUUAAAGUUGUUCAGGUCGCUGCUCUUAUAAUUUAAAAAAAUGCAUUUUUAUUUUUUACUAGUCCCUUACUAUUGUUAUUAGUUACUAGCAGGCUUGAUAUUCAUAUUAACUCAUUACUCCUACAUUAGUGUUUAAAGACAUCAUUAAAUACCAACUUAGUGUUCUUAAUAUUAAUUGGUAUUUUGUGUCUCAUUUACUCAGCAUUAUUUGAUUUGAUUAAAUGAAUACUAUUUAUUUAUCUCCAGAUCCAGAGUUGUUAAAAGUUCAAUCUUUUAAACUUUAGUUCUUAAUCCCCCCCGGCAGCCAUUCUGAAUCAUUUUCACUCAGAAAACCUCUUGGUUUCAAUUCUUGAAAACUAGAUUGAUUGUUAGGAUUUCCAUUGUACGUUUCAAUUUGAAUGGUUUCCAGGAAAAUCCUUGUUAAAAUUGUUGAUCUGCUGAAGGCGUUUCUUUGCCUUUUCAACUCAAAAGGAGCAUAUGCCAGCAAAAAGUAUAUUUCCACCCCUGCUGUCUCUUGCAAUCUUCUCCAACUCAUUUUCCAAUCCUAACCACAGCCCUCAUCUACCUCUCUGUUGCCUUUUAAACUCCCAAUGGAGCAUAGGCCAUUAAACAGUAUCUUUCCAUCCCUUCUGGUCUCUUGCGAUAGGCCACUAGUAUCUUUCCACCCCUUCUGGUCUCUUGCAACCUUCUCUUACUCGUUUUCCAAUCCUAUGCCCAACCUUUGUUAACCUCUUUGUUGUAUCUUUUAUGUAGUGACAGUUCAUUCCAUUGUUAAUCCACGUAAAGUUACUUGAUAUGGGUCACUGCAGAACCAUCAUUUUUCUGAUGCAGGUCCUAUGGCAGUGUCUAUAAAGCCCUCCACAAGGAGACUGGCCAGGUGCUGGCCAUCAAGCAGGUGCCUGUGGACACAGACCUCCAGGAGAUCAUCAAGGAGAUUUCCAUAAUGCAGCAGUGUGACUCUCAGUACAUUGUCAAAUACUAUGGAAGCUAUUUUAAGAAUACAGACUUAUGGGUUUGUGACCAAUCGUUGUUUUUUUUUAUAACUGCUUGUAUCAUCCUUAUCAUCAAGUGAAGGAAAAUAUAAUUUGAUAAAACAAAUGUCUUAUAGGUUGUUUAGUUUAUUGUUUUAUUGACCAUGGCCUUACCUAAUGAUUUAUAGUCAGGCAUCUUUAUCGAGCUCUUUCAGUAUGUCACAAAAAUCACUAAACAGAUUAAUAGUUAGAUUCUGUGCCAGAGUGCUGCAAAUGACUGAGAGUUCAUCUAUGUGACUUCUAACAAUGCUAUUUAUGUUUUAGAUUGUCAUGGAAUAUUGCGGAGCAGGGUCCGUGUCUGAUAUCAUGAGACUUAGAAACAAAACGGUAGGUUUAUAAAAUACAAUUUCAUAGAGGAUUCACUUUUGUGUCUGCCACUUGGACAUGUGGGGAAGUGCUAAUUAUUAUGUAUCACUUAGUAUUAUGGCUGCAAAAGGCAAGGAAGCUUGCUAUCUGUAAAAAAUCUCAUCAAAAAAUUAUUUAGCCUUAAUCAAUUUCAACAAAAAGUAUAUAUAUAUAUAUAUAUAUAUAUAUAUAUAUGUGUGUGUGUGUGAACUCAACAUGCUUACCGAAAGUGAUAAAUGGGUCAAAGCCUCAUGCUUGACAUAUAUACCUUCAUAAUUUUUUUUUUUUUUAAUAUUAAAUAUGUAUUUAUAAAUUAUUGAGGAGAGUUAAAUUAAAAUAUUUUCCUGUAAAUUUUAUUUUAUUAUAGUUGUCAACCCUGAUCCAAUGGCAUUUUCACCAAAAAUGGAUUUUUGCCUCACCACUCUUUUUUUUUUUUUUUUUUUUUGUCCCCUUUUCUUUUGUUUUUUUUUUUUUUUUUUUGGGCCACUCUUCCUCUAGCUUUCUUAUUUAACACCCCCCCCCCCACCCCACCUACCCCCAAAAAUAAGGUUCACCAACACUUUGCUGACAUCUAAUAACAUUUAACAGAGAUAGCUAGAGAAUGGGAAUGCACCAUCAAAUACCUAUGCACUAAUGGUGGAUUGAUUGUCAUUUAAAUGUUGUGUUAUAAACAAUUAAAGGAAACUGAUUUGUCUCUGAGAAUUGUAUGAAUUGGAAAAGAUUAGCAUGAUUUUGUAAAAACAAUUGUAUGCAAUGUGCUAUUUGCGGCCAAAAAUGUGUUGGUAAUGUCAGACAUAUAAAGGAUAUCUCCUGAUUUUUAAAUCAGAGCAAAUUUUAAUCGAGUCUGUUUAUUUCAGCUAACAGAGGAUGAGAUCUCAACUAUCCUGUUCUACACACUCAAAGGUCUGGAGUACCUUCAUUCCAGGCGGAAAAUACAUAGAGAUAUCAAAGCAGGCAACAUUUUGUUAAACACAGAAGGCCAUGCAAAGUUGGCAGACUUUGGUGUGGCCGGUCAGUUAACAGUGAGUACUUUUUUAGGGAGUGUUUUGUUUGGGGCUGUGCAAAAGUUAAAUAAAAUUCUAAGUACUUGUUAAAAACUGAGGAAUAAAUUAAACAUUGUUGCACUACUUGGAUUCCAAUUUAAUGUUGGCAUGUUAUUCCCAUCCACAGGACACUAUGGCAAAACGUAAUACUGUGAUAGGUACCCCGUACUGGAUGGCCCCAGAGGUGAUACAAGAAAUAGGUUAUGAUUGUGUAGCUGAUAUUUGGAGUUUAGGUGAGAAGCUGCAAAAAAGAUGUUCAUAGAUCUUUGUUUUCUAAGUCAGGGAAAGUGGCUCAGUCUGAAGCUCUUGUCAUUCUUUACUUAAAAGCUAGGGAUCUAAUUUUGUUAACUAUUUUAAUUGACAAGUCAAAACCAUUCAGUUGGAGCCUGGAACCCAGUGCUCAUCUGAUAAACUCAAGCUAAAGUCCAGCUACUUUAGAUGACUGAAAGAUGAAGACUGACAUUUGAAAAGCUCAUAACAUCUGAAUAUUUGUAUGAUUACAUUUUAAACUAUUUCCAGGUAUUACAGCAUUGGAAAUGGCUGAAGGGAAACCCCCUUAUGGUGAUAUACAUCCUAUGAGAGUAGGUAGAUCUUUUUUUUUCUCCCUCCCCCCCCCCCCCCCCCAUUAUUAAACCUGCUACGUAUAUUUUAACUUUGAUUUCUUUGUUCUAGUUAAACAUUAAAAUUCAUUUUGUUUCUUUUAAAAAAAUGGAGUUUUUUUUUUCCAGGCAAUAUUUAUGAUCCCCACUAAACCGCCCCCGUCUUUCCGUAAACCAGACAAAUGGACACCAGAAUUUAUUGAUUUUGUUUCAAAAUGUUUAGUAAAGAAUCCAGAACUGAGAACUACAGCUGCUGAACUUUUAGAGGUACACAUAUAAAAUUAGGGUUACAUUAUAUUAUAAGUUGUUUUUUUUUAAUACUGCUUAAAUUACCUUCUGCCUCUACUGCUUCAUUUUGAAAUCUUGACAAUGAUUUAAUACAACAUGAAUCUUUGCGUCAGUCUGUGUUUAACAUCAUUGGGUAAGGACUAAGUAGUCAAUAGGGUCACCCUGAAAAGUCACUGUUUAUAAAGGAGUACACAGUUUUGAAUUUUAAAUUCACAUUGCAUUAUUUAGCUCUACUUAUGAAACUUGCUGGCAAUAAUAAAUUGAUUUUAAAUGUUCAUAGAAACAAGAUAUGAAUUUCAAGUAUCCUGUUUCAGAUAUCAAAUUAUUAUGUCAUCAUCAAGCUCUUCUCAGUGUUUGGCUGUUUAUUAGAAUACACAGAAUUUUUUUCCUUCCAAGUUUGUUUAACAAAAAUAUAUGCAAUUAAAUUGAAUAUGUAACCUAUUUUCUUAAUAUUAAUCUGGGUUGUCAAAUUUUUUGCAGCAUGAUUUCAUCAAGAACAGAGAUUCCUGCUCAGUAUUAUCUCACAUGAUUCAAGAAGCCAAAGAAAUUCAAGAGGCUCAAGCAAAUAUUGUAGUUAAUGGUGAUGACUCGGUAUGUUUUUGUAAAUAUUUUGUUGUUAAUGGUGAUGACUCAUUAUGUUUUUGUUAUAUAUUGUAGUUAAUGGUGAUGACUCUGUAUGUUUUUGUAAUAUAUUGUAGUUAAUGGUGAUGACUCUGUAUAGUUUUUUUAACAAGUAAACAUUUUUUUUGUGGGAAUGUUGUAGUUUUAUGGUAAACUGAAAAAUAUUCUUGAUUUGGCUGGGUUUUCAUUAAACCUUCAACAUGCUAAUUUUAUGUCAAAGGGAGAUGAAGAUGACACAGAUGGGACAAUUGUGAAGAAGACAGAUCAAGAAGGGACAAUGAAACCACUACCAGAAGGUAUUUCUUAUCUUCUUUCCUCUUUGCUGGAGUAUUUUAUAUUUUUUUGUAGACAAGGGCAAGUAAUUUAUGCAGUGGAAAAAAUUUAGUUAUUUUAAAUUUGUGUUGUUCUUAUGGCAUUCCCUGAUGUUGAUAAAGGGAGAAAAAAAUUGGAGUUAUUUUAAAUUUGUGUUGUUCUUAUGGCAUUCCCUGAUGUUGAUAAAGGGAGAAAAAAAUUGGAGUUAAGCAACUCAUAUUGUUUACCAAUAUUGAUCAUUUUUAAAAAACGGCUCACUUGCAAAAAAAAAAAUAUAUCUUAUUUAUCUAAUUAAUUAAAUACAUUUUUUCCGUCAGGCACUCUCACUCCAAGUGGCACAGUUGUCAUCAGUAGUGAGUCCUCCACUUUAGAGUCAGAACUUGGAACUAUGGUUAUUAAUGAUGACUCGGAUGAUUCAGCAGGCACCAUGAAACGUACGUGUUGGUAUAACAGUAAAAAUAUAAGUCAGCAUUAAAGUUAUUUUCUUUACACUGUUUCAUAAGCAAAACUUAAUCGCAUGCUGGGGGCCAUUGGAAAAAAUACAAUUUAAUUAACGGAAAGGGAAAAAUUGAUUGAUUUGACCAUCAGUUGUAAAAAUCCAUCAUCAAUGAGUUUUUAUAAAUUUUGUUUUCAAUUUUGCAUUCUUUAAGGGCAUGACACAGCCACAGGGGGCAAAGACCCGUAUCGUCCAUCAUUCUUAGACCAUUUUGACAAACAGGACCGUGAGAAAUUGAAGACAACGGCCUCUGCAGCAAAAAACAGUAAUCAGCAGCCGCAAAGUCAGCCUCAGCCCCCUCAACAGCCUCAGCCCCAACAGGCACCCCCUAAACAAAUAACUCCGCCUCAUCACUUCCAAAGAUCAUUCAUAGAUGGAGACUUUGAAUUUGUAAGUGCAUUGGUGUUUUGAGCAUAAGAUUUGGAGACUGAUGGUUUUAUUUUAGUUUGUGCCUGGCUAAAAGCUUUGCAAAACUUAAAACAUUCAUCACUUCUAAAAAUUUAAUUUAUUCAUUUCCAAUUAUUAACCUCUUUUUUUGUGUGUGUGUUGAGGAUAGAAUUAUUCAAUUUUGUUUAAAAUGGGAACUAAAUUUAAAUAAAUAUUUUAAAAACUAUUUGUUUCCAUCUUAAGUAAUUAACUCUACUUGUUUCCAUCUUAAGUAAUUAACUCUACUUGUUCCAAUCUUAAGUAAUUAACUCUACUUGUUCCAAUCUUAAGUAAUUAACUCUACUUGUUCCAAUCUUAAGUAAUUAACUCUACUUGUUCCAAUCUUAAGUAAUUAACUCUACUUGUUCCAAUCUUAAGUAAUUAACUCUACUUGUUCCAAUCUUAAGUAAUUAACUCUACUUGUUCCAAUCUUAAGUAAUUAACUCUACUUGUUCCAAUCUUAAGUAAUUAACUCUACUUGUUCCAAUCUUAAGUAAUUAACUCUACUUGUUCCAAUCUUAAGUAAUUAACUCUACUUGUUCCAAUCUUAAGUAAUUAACUCUACUUGUUCCAAUCUUAAGUAAUUUAAAAGCUAGCAGUAAGUUUUAUGGAAAGUUUUAUUUCAGCUCUAAUUUUUGUGGGUUUUUCAUAAAUUUAUCAAGUAAAUAGUUUAUUAUAUGUUGUAGUUUGUUGUAUGUUAUUUAUGUAGGUUGAAAAAUUCUUUACUGCUUCAAUGAGAAUAGUACACAUUUGUUGGUGUGUUUUUAAAAAAGUAAAAUUUUAUAUUUUUAAGAAAACCAAAUCUACUAAGGUUAAUGAAAAUUCCUGUCUUGCUUAUUUUAGCUACGAACAUUAGCAUUUGAAGAGCUGGAAAGACGAUUAGCAGACCUAGAUCCAGAGAUGGAGCGAGAAAUAGAAGAGUUGCGAGCCAGGUAUCAGGCCAAGAGACAACCAAUACUGGAAGCUAUAGAUGCAAAGAAGAAAAGGCAACAAAACUUUUAGCUGUACUCCGUUUAUUUGCUUCAUGUUUGUGAAAAAUAUUAUUACUAACUGAAAUCUUUGUUUCCCAUGUUAUAAAAAAAAUAUAUGGCUAAUAUAAAUACAAGUAUUCACAUAACUCAAAAGCAUUUAAAUUUUAGAGAAUUAAAUGUAAGUAUAAGCUGCUCAUCGAAAACUGUGGAUCUAAUUUGGUCACAUAAUAAUCAUGCAGAUUGUAAAUAGAAAACUGAAAUCAAGAUAAGAUAAAUUCUGUGAGGGGGAAGAAAUAAUUUUGAAGGAUGGGAAUGAUUUACUUCUAUAGUAGCUGGUUAACAUGAAAUUCAUAUCAUUUUAUUUGUUCAUAUUAUAACUCAAGGAAAGAUCUACUUAAUUGUUUGUGAGGAAUAUUGUUCACACAUGGUUCGGCUUACAUCUAUAGUGGUGUCUUCCAUGUGCAGUAUAACUGAUAGUGUUUUUGUUGGUUUUUUUACAGGGGUCGCGGAUCAGUAAGGAAUUAAUAGUUUAUUUUCCAUUUUAUAGAAUAUUAAAGCACAAAAGUAAAUGCCCAUGUCUUCUUCAAGUUUUAUAAAGAAGGCUAAAAAAAAUUUUUUGAUCUCGAGAUAGAAUUGAUCGGUGAAUAAUCCUAUUUGACUGUAACUUAAAUCAGAUGACUCUAAGAAUCUAUCAUAAACUUUUCCAUUAAGUUUGACUUAGUGCCUUAUGUUUAGAUUUUAUGUAAGUAAGUAAGGGCAGGUGAUGAUUAAGAUCUAAACAAAUUCUGAUUGGCUUAAUCUUAAAGCUUCUGCUUCUAUUUCAUUCCCUAGCUCUUCAUAUUUCAUGUCAAGUGUAUCUCUACUCAGAUAAACUUAAUUUGCGAAAAUAUGACGCUAGAGUGUUAGUGGCUCAGAAUAUUGGGAUUUAAAGAAUAAGGUCAUUAGUCACAUCAAGAAUCUUUCAAAGUACAGUGGAAUCCCGCUAUAACGCGAUGAUCGGGGUCCAUAAAAUCGGAUCGCGUUAGAAGCGGUUUUACAAUAUUCAAUUUUUUUCCGAGACCAUAUACGUGUAUACAUGUACAAUGAUAAAAAAAUCGGCUUAUCAUCAGAUGAAUAUUAACUGGAAUGCAUUAAUUAAGAUAUAUUCAAAAUAAUCGAUGGCUAAUAUAUUUAUAAGUUAUUACUGUGCAUUAAAAACAUUAAAAUAUUUUGAAAAGUUGUGAUUUUUUUCGCUUUAAAAAAUGGCUUUCCAAGCAAUGGAUAAAAUUUUCAAAGAACUUAGACAUGAUGGAGUAAAUGAAUUUCAAAUUUCGGGAGCCAUGCUAUGACAGCGUUAUAUCCGAAUUCGUGUUAUGGCGGGGCGCAUUAUAGCGGGGUUCCACUGUAUCUCAGAGCUCCUUAGUUUAUCUGCCACCUGAAAUUUGAGAUAAUAUAUUUUUCUGGCGUUAUGAAAUCUUUGACUUAUGCUGAUCAGACAGCAUCUCGUUGAAGGUUGCAAACAAAUUAUUAAAUACCAGGCAUUGUUUGAAGCUAACAUAGCCUAUUCCAGCUUUGUAAAAUUUGUUGUGAUGAAAUUUGUUCACUCUUUGUAAAUAAUUGUGUGAGGGAAAAAAAAUUACACUUUGAUGACAUUUACUAUCAGAAAGAAAACUAUUCACCCAGUGUGUUAACAAACCUAUUUUUUAUGAUGUUGAGUAAAAAAAAAAGUCUGCUGUUGAAACUGUUGUUGAGGCUAACAGCUCCACUUAAAUUAAAUCAAAUUAUAUCAAUGUAUCUUGUGUUUAUUAUUUUUUCCAUCGAUUUCUCAAGUUACUAGUGUUGAACUUCUUGUGUCCAUGUUUGUUUGUUGUUUUUUCUUUUGAGUAGCCAGGCUCCAUUACUUGUGUGAAGUUUUAGUCAUCAUUUGAGUAGUUGUGGGUCAUGGCACCAGUCAUUGGGUUUAUCAACUUUCUUUUAUGUACAUUUUGUUAUUGGUGAUAAAAUCUCUAUGAGAAUAUUUAUCUCACUUUUUGUGUGUUUUUGUUUGUUUGUUGGAGUGAAUGCAUUGAAGGUGAUGGUGAUACAAUUGCUAUGUGUAGUAAUGCUUAAUUAAGAGAGUAAAAAUACUGAACUGCCCUCCUGCUGUUGUGGAUUUAUCAUAUUUUUUAUAUACUGGUACAGAUAAUAUAAAACCGUUAGACUAGAAUUUUUAAACAUUUGGAUUACCGUAUUUAAAUAUAAAGUUAUAAAGUCAAUGUGAAAUUUAUAUCUUUUUAUUUUUUAAAAUAAUGUUUAAAACAUUUUUUUUUAAAAUGGUGAGUCUGAAACCACAUUAUUUUAAAUGAUAGCUUUAAAAUGUAUAAAUUACCGUUAUCAAAACAAAAUUUAGACUAGACCUUUUCUUUGGAUUGACCCAAAAAUCACCUUACUCAAUUGUUAUACAAAAUAUUAUUUUUUUACUUCUCUAAAAGCAUAAGCUGCUCAUUGACAUUAGUUUCCAGUAUCAUUUUUCAAUUUGAUGUAAUGUAACCCUUGGGUUUAGAUAAUCCAGGACUGAUACACAUGUGUUGAAUUGAUUGUUUUGAUAAUGGAGCCUUAAAUAAAGAGAGGAAAAAAGGUUGGUGAAGACAUUCAGAGAAACAUAUACAAGUAUACAUAUUUGUUAUUAAGAUAAUUUAUUUUUGUGCUGAUUUAUCACUGCAUGUAUAGGGGAGUGAUUUUUUUGUUCACUUUUGAUGUGUACAUUUGAAGAAAGUCUGCCAAAAAUUGUACUUUGUACACAAAUCAUUACAAAUGUAAGAUGAAAAAUAUCAGCCUUUUUGUUUUGUUUCUUCCUUCUACUGUUUCUCCCUUGAGCAAAAGUAAGGUGUUCAAUUUAAUUAUUUUAACAAUAUUUUUAACUCGGAAGAAUAACGGUAUUGUUUUGUUGUUUUUUAUUUGUGUCGAAAUCGAUUCACCGAGUACGACACAUUCGGUAAUGAAAAACUAUUCUUGUCCGGGCUUAGAGUUUGGGCAAGAUAAUCUCAUAAGCAUUUGAUUAAAACUGAUGCAGUGUUUUUGUUGUAUUGCUGCAUUAUGAGCUGCACAUUAUGCACAAAUCUACUCACCUUCUCUGGGAGACUUAUUUUUUAAAAUAAAAAUAAUACUUAUUUAUUAAAAUAAUACCAGAAUAAUCCAAAAUAUUGAAACCUUAAAUGUAUUCUCCAUCAUUCCACAUAGCAGUAUACUUGUUUAGAUCACGGUAUAGAUAAAUGAAAUACUCUCUCACUAAAAUAAAUUUGUAAAAAUAUUUUUUAAUUGUUAGUGCUUUUAUUGUUUUCAAUUUUUUUUUUCUUCUUUCUUUUGUAGAAGACUUAAUAAUGUUAUUCGUAUUCAGCAAUGGACUCAUCACACUGAUACUUAGUAUAAUUAUAAUGAUAAUCAGCUUGCUGGAUGAUCAGACUACAUUUAGAUUCUUUAAAUAGAGUAAAAUAGACUCUGAUUAGUGUCCCAUUAUUUGAUUAUUAAGUCUAUUUAUGUACCAAACAGAGUUCACUCUCAUUGGGCUUGUGCUGGGAAAAAUUUUUUAAAAAAUUCGAGUAACUUAAAUGAAGACUGUAUUAUCCUGUACCCAAGUCACUCUCAAUAUGGUUUAUAUGAGAUUUUUUUAAAAUGUCCAAGUAUCAAGUGCUGUAAAUUUCAAAAUUGAAAUCCAUCACCAUCUGGUAUUGUCUGACAACUAUGGCUGUUCUUAUUCUGUAAUUUUUUCUCCCAAAUUCUGUGAAUGCACAGUGAUUGGAAUGAGGUCAUUAACUCACUGUUCACUCCAAUUCUUCUUUUCAAGAUGUAUGAUUUGAUAUUGUAUCUAACAUUACACAUAGAUAGGCCUCUUUAUAGUUCCUCUCUUGUCAAGUAUCGGAUUUAUCGGGUGGAUUUAUCAGGACACUAACCAAAACGCUGAUUGUGUCAGCAUAACUAACAUGUCACACAAAUUUGCAAGUAAAAUGCUGUAAUUAAUGAAUGCUAUUUAUUUUUGUCCCUAGUAACCUGUGUCUGGCAUUUUGUCAUUAGUUCUACAUAGUCUUGAAAUGUUUUAUGAUCAGUCAUCAUUUGAGAGAUGCCUCAUUGUACAGAAUUCUUGAUGAAUAAAACACUAGAUCCAAGUCUGAG
Molecule: messenger RNA, 14939 nt
Organism: Lymnaea stagnalis (great pond snail)
Lineage: Eukaryota; Metazoa; Mollusca; Gastropoda; Lymnaeidae
Source: the annotation of a GenBank genome assembly